AUGGCCGACAAACGACCACUCAACAUUCCAGCGGGCAACAGCCCCGUCUCGCCCGAGCCAGAGGACAUGCUUCCUAACGAGAGGCGGACGGAUAACAGGGUUGAGGACUAUACCAAGGCCAUCAAACAAUUGCACCCCCGGGACUUCACCAACUGGACAUCAUGGCCGUGCGUUCGCGAGGCGCUGAUGCUUGGCAUCGGAGGCGGAGCGGCUGCUGGAGCUGUUAGGUUUCUGGGAACAGGUCGUGUAAACGCCGGAGCAAACGUGGCCGUGUUGGCCUUUGUUGGUAUUGCUUGUGGCUCCCACGCGUUAUGCGUAGACAGGAUUUCGAAGGAGAGGGAGAAGAUGCGCAUGAUCCAGGAGCGCUUCCCCCACCGUCAUGUCUCAAACUUGAAGAAGCAAGGUGCAGACUGGGUGCCUCCCCCAUCAAGCACGGGCAGCGACAGUAAGGAGUAA
This is a messenger RNA of Apiotrichum porosum, 456 nucleotides long. RefSeq lists its product as uncharacterized. Gene Ontology annotation, cellular component: mitochondrion; mitochondrial inner membrane. Gene Ontology annotation, biological process: mitochondrial respiratory chain complex IV assembly. The transcript is spliced from 4 exons. The record is from RefSeq and is a predicted model, not a curated record. Lineage: Eukaryota; Fungi; Basidiomycota; Tremellomycetes; Trichosporonales; Trichosporonaceae. The coding region runs from base 1 to 456 and encodes 151 amino acids.